AAUGCCCCGGUGAAGAAGCUGAGGUCAACAUCUAAUUUGAAAUAUUAAAAGGGGAUACAAAACUAUUUCCGAAAUGCAGACAAUUAAGUGUGUUGUUGUUGGCGAUAGGGCUGUUGGUAAAACAUGUCUCCUGAUAUCCUAUACAACAAACAAAUUUCCAUCAGAAUAUGUACCAACUGUUUUCGACAACUAUGCAGUCACAGUUAUGAUUGGUAGAGAGCCAUGUACUCUUGGACUUUUUGAUACUGCAGGGCAGGAGGAUUAUAACAGACUACGACCACUGAGUUACCCACAAACAGAUGUUUUUCUGGUAUGUUUUUCAGUGGUUUCUCCAUCCUCAUUUGAAAAUGUGAAAGAAAAGUGGGUGCCUAAGAUAACUCACCACUGUCCAAAGACUCCUUUCUUGCUUGUUGGGACCCAAAUUGAUCUCAGAGAUGACCCCUCUACUAUAGAGAAACUUGCCAAGAGCAAACAGAAGCCUAUCACUGCAGAGACUGCUGAAAAGCUGGCCCGGGAUCUGAAGGUGGUCAAAUAUGUGGAGUGCUCUGCCCUCACACAGAAAGGCCUAAAGAAUGUAUUUGAUGAAGCAAUAUUGGUUGCCCUGGAGCCUCCAGAACCGAAGAAGAGCCACAGGUAUGCGCUGCUAUGAACGCCUCUCCAGAGCCCAUUCUGCACAGCUGGUGUUGUCCUCAUACUAAAAGCGAUGUUUAAAUCAAACUAAAGAUUAAAAAUUAAAAUUCGUUUCUGCAAUAAUGACAAACGCCCUGCACCUACCCACAUGCACUCAUGUGAGACAAGGCCCAAUGGUAUGCCCCCCUCCCAGUAAUAGUUAAUUUUGAAUAAUUGUGUAUUGUCUGAAAAGUGAUGAGUAUUAGUUUUUGUUUCCUUGUUUAAA
Molecule: messenger RNA, 895 nt
Organism: Peromyscus californicus insignis
Lineage: Eukaryota; Metazoa; Chordata; Mammalia; Rodentia; Cricetidae
Product: cell division control protein 42 homolog
Exons: 1
Coding region: 74-649 (191 amino acids)
Biological process (GO): small GTPase-mediated signal transduction
Molecular function (GO): GTPase activity; GTP binding
Source: RefSeq, a predicted model, not a curated record